This is a messenger RNA of Lepus europaeus (European hare), 972 nucleotides long. RefSeq names its product olfactory receptor 5V1-like. Gene Ontology annotation, molecular function: G protein-coupled receptor activity; olfactory receptor activity. The record is from RefSeq and is a predicted model, not a curated record. Gene Ontology annotation, biological process: G protein-coupled receptor signaling pathway. The coding region runs from base 1 to 972 and encodes 323 amino acids. Lineage: Eukaryota; Metazoa; Chordata; Mammalia; Lagomorpha; Leporidae. Gene Ontology annotation, cellular component: membrane. The transcript has 2 exons.
AUGAGGAUCUUCAAGAAACAAAAGGCCCUCAGAAAUGGAGGUGAUGAUGUCCACAAUCUUAGCACUGUGGCUCAGUUUGUCCUCAUGGGGCUCUCUGACCUGCCCGAGGUGCGCUACCCUCUCUUUGUGGUCUUUGCCAUCAUCUACCAGAUCACCUUGGUGGGAAACGGGGCCAUUCUCCUGGCCAUUGGAAUGGAAAAAAAGCUGCACACUCCCAUGUACUACUUCCUGGCGAAUUUGUCCCUCAUAGACAUGUUCUGCUCGUCAACCACUGUCCCCAAGAUGCUGGAGAAUCUCUUGACUGAGGAGCGUGGCAUUUCUUUCAUUGGGUGUGCUUUACAGCUGUACUUCCUGGUGGCCCUGAUGGGGACUGAAGUCUUCCUGCUGGCUGUCAUGGCCUAUGACCGGUACGUGGCCAUCUGCUUCCCGCUGCGUUACACCCUCCUCAUGACCAAGGUUCUCUGUGUCCAGCUGUCAUCUGGGACCUGGGCAGCAGGGUUUCUGAAUUCCUUCAUCCACACAAUGUCCACCUUCCAGCUGUCUUUCUGCAAGUCCAAUCUGGUUGACCAGUACUACUGUGACAUUCCACAGAUUGUGGCCCUCUCAUGCUCGUCCACCUACAUGGCAGAAAUGCUUGCUUUAGUGAUAGGAGGUAUCUUUGGGAUCAGUGCCUUCCUGACCACCCUCAUCUCUUACAUCUACAUCAUCUCCUCCAUCCUCAGGAUCCAGUCGGUGGAAGGGAAGCGCAAAGCCUUCUCCACAUGUGCAUCCCACCUCCUUGUAGUCUGUUUGUUCUAUGGCACGGCCAUAUUUACCUACAUGCGCCGCUCCUCCAGCCGACACUCCCCUGCCAGGGACAGGCUCAUCUCUAUGCUCUAUGGGGUUAUAACCCCCAUGCUGAACCCCAUCAUCUACAGCCUGAGAAACACAGAGGUGAAAGGAGCUCUCAGGAAAAUGCUGUGUUGUGGAUAA